Melanotaenia boesemani (Boeseman's rainbowfish) is the source of this 2224-nucleotide messenger RNA. It is a transcript of the gene snpha, whose product is annotated as syntaphilin. Gene Ontology annotation, cellular component: mitochondrion; cytoplasmic microtubule. The coding region runs from base 339 to 1925 and encodes 528 amino acids. NCBI's taxonomy places the organism in Eukaryota, Metazoa, Chordata, Actinopteri, Atheriniformes, Melanotaeniidae. The record is from RefSeq and is a predicted model, not a curated record. Gene Ontology annotation, biological process: neuron differentiation. The transcript is spliced from 5 exons.
AACUGGUCUGCCUUAAAAACUACUGUCAUCUUGUGAGGCAGUAACAUCACUACUGAUUCCUGCAAAUGAGGCAUUAUGAUUCCCUGCUGUCACUUUAAGAAGCAGCGAUGCAGCAGACGCAGUUGCCUCAUUUCAUCUGGGGGCUUCACGGCUGCAGGAUGGACUCUCAUCAGCACCGCCAGCACCUUUUCUUCCUGCUGCCACCGGGGACCAUCAAGUCAGGCAGAAACCGAAGCUCUUCCAUGAUGCACAGUUUCCACCUGCGGAAACGCCUAGCCAUCAGGGCUCCUGGUGUGCCGCUUUAGAAACAGCAGUGGAGAGCUUGGACAUCGCCUUUCAUGUCAAUGUCACUCACUCCAAGUCGAAAGCCCUCUUCGAAUCAGCGCAGGCGUUCUGUGGGAACUAGUGGUGGCAGUGGGCGAUAUUCCCACAGUGACACAUCAAGCACCCACACCUACCCUGGUCGGAUGAGGGCUCCUGAGGGCAGCCCCACGGCCCGGACAUAUCCUAGCACCCCCAGGCGUCAAGCAAAGCACACAGCCUGCAGCGAUAACCAUGGCAUCAAGCCCCCUGCCCCGGAGCAGUACCUUACACCCCUGCAGCAGAAGGAGGUGUGUAUACGCCACCUGCGAGCCCGGCUGAGGGAAAAUGUGGAACGGCUACAACACAGGGACUGUGAAAUAGAUGAGUUGAGGACGCAGAUGUACAAGAUGCAAGAAGACUGGAUAGAGGAGGAGUGCCACCGCGUGGAGGCCCAGCUAGCCUUAAAGGAGGCUCGUAAGGAGAUCCAGCAUCUCCAGGAGGUGGUUGAGUCUGUGAGGUCCAACCUGGCCGUCCGUGAACAAGACCACCAUGACCACAAGCCAUACAGGGAGCUGCAGGGAGCACGGCCAGGGGGAAAGUCACGCUCUUGUGGAUGUUCCCCAGCCAGCACUUUAAGUCGUGGUGCCACCUACACCCGGCUGAGCAGCGAGGCUCUUCAGUUGGAACGCAGCUCAAAUGCUCCUGAUCCGAGCGGAGCAUCUCGCCCGGCUGCGCAAACCCACCUGCUCCUGGAGGCAGCGCUCCUGUCAGAGCAGCUGCCACAGCAGGGCCACCACCUUCGAGGGCCCCCAGCUGUUCCACGCUCCACCUAUGAAAGGUUGUGUAGUGGGGGGGCUGUGCUGCCAAUCUCACACUCAUGUCAUGCUCUUAAUAGCAGCUGCAGGUGCAGUGGACACACGUACCUUCCCCAUCAUCACCUGUUCCUACACUUACCUCAAGAGGAGCCUUCGGUAACAUCCACACCUGCUGCUGUGCCCACCACUCAUACUAACCCCAUCCCUGUUCCUGCAGCAGAGAAGAAACCAGAGGUCCGUUCCCAGGCCUGCAGCCCCACCAUGACCUGGCUAUGUGAGGAGAGUGGUGCUGAGGAGCUGAGUGUCAUUUCUUUAGCCACAGCAGAUGUCACCCCCUCUGAGCCACAGCUGGUUUCAACAUCUUUACCACUUCUGUCCCCUCCAGAGCACAUUUACAGUGCAGAGUUACUACUACCUGAUAAACCUGGGGUUGCAGCAAAUGUGUCAGCAGAGCCCCUCACCUGCCAACCCCAGUCUAUACAUCCACUUCCAGUAAACCAGGGAGCUAUUCCACUGAACAAAGAUGAGAAUAAUACAGAAGAAACUGAAGGGGCAAAUGAGGACAGACAUCCCCCUGAACUGUGCCACUGGAGCCGAUAUUUCCUUGUAGAUCUUCUGGCUCUGGCAAUGCCUGUGGUCCCAACCAUGGCGUGGCUGUGCAGAGGGGCGCCACAGGAAGUCAUGCCUGUGUAUCACAUCGGGUCUCUGCUGAGAGGCUGCUGUGCCGUCGCCCUCCACUCACUUCGACGCCAGGGUGCAGGAAGGGGGCGCAGACCCACCAGCAUGAACGGAACAACUCCAAUCUGACACUUUCAGCCCCCUUUGAAGACGCCAAUCCUCCGCAGGCAUGAAGCUGACAUGGCAUCACAACUAAGUCAGCCCUGGUCAGCUGGAGUUCUUUGAAGAUUUUUAGAUUUUAAAUAAUGUCCUUGUGAUUCUGUGAUAAUGCAUUGCCUUAGGAUACAAAGAAUUAGUUGUAAGACUCAUUUCUUAAAUACACGCUCUGCUGCUUCUUACAGGAUAGUUUUCUCUUUAUUGCAAUUUGCAUGAAACCCCUGAGUUUGUUGGGUUGUCUUGCAUUUAAAAAGAUCCCCAAGAUAUGCGUG